AGUGUACGAGUUCAUUUACAGACGUUAACUCCAAAGUGAAACAAAGAAAGUAGAGAUAUAGAGAGAAGAUGGACAAGGCAACGAAGUCGGUUUCUUCCUUAGCUGCAUUUUUCAUCCUCUUUUUGGUUAUAUUUGAAAUGCCGGAGAUAGAGGCGCAGGAUAGCGAGUGUCUGAAAGAAUACGGUGGUGAUGUUGGCUUCGGUUUCUGUGCGCCUAGGAUAUAUCCGACGUUUUGUGUCAAAAGAUGCCGUGCGGACAAAGGAGCUCUAGGUGGAAAAUGCAUUUGGGGACAAGGCAGUAAUGUUAAAUGCCUGUGCAACUUUUGCCGCCCCGAACCUGGUCAGAUUCUAAGUGGCAUUUGAUCAAUCCUGCAUGUGUGAUGGUGGUUUCUGAAAUAAUAAUGGUGAAAAUGGUCCAAGUAAUAAUGUAGUGAGUAUGAAAAAUAAAACCGCCGGAAGCAUCUAAGGCUUACAUGGUUUGAUC
Molecule: messenger RNA, 483 nt
Organism: Brassica oleracea var. oleracea
Lineage: Eukaryota; Viridiplantae; Streptophyta; Magnoliopsida; Brassicales; Brassicaceae
Product: defensin-like protein 4
Exons: 2
Coding region: 69-362 (97 amino acids)
Biological process (GO): defense response
Cellular component (GO): extracellular region
Molecular function (GO): sodium channel inhibitor activity
Source: RefSeq, a predicted model, not a curated record